UUAGCUGGAGACCGGUUCCAUCUUGGUAAAGCGGCCUCAAAAGCGAAGCUUCUUCCCCCAAAAAAGGCCUGGGACAGUUCUGCGCGCAGGAGACGGUCUUUCCCGGGGUGACUCCGCCUGGGGCAGGUGCGGGCUGCCAGGGGCUCAGCUGUGGUCACAUGGACGGGACGGAGACCCGGCAGCGGAGGCCGGAGGAGCUGGGGCUGCCCCCCGCCCUCAGCACAGGGAGAGUCCACGCAGCCUCCGAAGAUGGCCCUCUGGUCGUCCCUGAGAGCCAGAGGGUGACCUCUAAACUGCUGGGGACUGAACUCAGCAAGGAGACGGCCUUGUCCAUUGGCUUUGAGGUGACCGUGCCCUUCAUGUUUGCAGGCCUGGGACUGUCUGGGGCUGGCAUACUUCUGAACUAUUUCCAGGGUGAAGCUUUCAGGGCCUAUGGAAGGCAGUACUUGCUGCACUGGCCCGUGUUUGUGGAGGUUAAAGACCUGUUGACAUUGGUGCCACCCUUGGUGGGCCUGAAGGGGAACCUGGAGAUGACAAUGGCAUCACGACUCUCCACAGCUGCCAACACUGGACAGAUUGAUGACCCCCGGGAGCAGCACCGAGUCAUCAACAGUAACCUCGCCCUCAUUCAGGUGCAGGCCACCGUCGUGGGGCUCCUGGCUGCUGUGGUUGCCCUGCUGCUGGGGGCUGCGUCUCAGGGGGAGCUGGACUUCGCGAAGGUGGAGCUGCUGUGUGCCAGCAGCGUCAUCACUGCCUUCCUCGCGGCCCUUGCUCUGGGGCUGCUGAUGGUCUGUAUAGUGAUUGGUGCUCGGAAGCUCGGGGUCAACCCAGACAACAUCGCCACGCCCAUUGCGGCCAGCCUGGGAGACCUUAUCACGCUGUCCAUCCUGGCUUUCAUCAGCAGCUUCUUCUAUAAAUACAAAGACAGCCGGUUUCUGACUCCCGUGGUCUGCAUCGGCUUCAUGGCCCUGACCCCGGUGUGGGUCCUCAUUGCAAAGCAGAACCCACCCAUCAUGAAGAUCCUAAAGUUCGGGUGGUUCCCAAUCAUCCUAGCAAUGGUGAUUAGCAGUUUCGGAGGGCUCAUCUUGAACAAAACCAUUUCUAAGGAGCAAUACAAAGGCAUGGCCAUAUUCACGCCCAUCAUCUGUGGUGUUGGUGGCAAUCUGGUGGCCAUUCAGACCAGCCGGAUCUCCACCUACCUGCACAUGUGGAGCACCCCUGGGGUCCUGCCCCUCUGGAUGAAAAAAUUCUGGCCCAACCCAUGUUCCACGUUCUGCACUUCAGAAAUUAAUUCCAUGUCAGCCCGAGUUCUGCUCUUUCUGGUGAUUCCAGGCCAUCUGAUUUUCUUCUAUGUUAUCUACCUGGUGGAAGGCCCUUCGGUACCAAACAGCAAGAUCUUUGUGGCAUUCUAUCUGCUAGCAGGCCUGAUUCAGGUGACAAUCCUGCUGUACCUGGCAGAAGUGAUGACUCGGCUGACGUGGCACCAGUCCCUGGAUCCUGACAGCCACUGUAUCCCCUACCUCACUGGGGUCGGGGACCUCCUAGGGACUGGCCUCCUAGCACUGUGCUUUCUUAUCAGUUGGUUAUUGAGGAGCGAAGCAGAGCUGGACGGCAUUUCAGAACUAGCGUCUGGACCUUCCUAAUGAGACCAGGCAGCUCCAGUUAGUCAAUAGAAUGCUCCCUCGCACCAAUGGGGUACAGAAUGCAGUUCCUCCCUGGCUGGGUCCUUAGGUCUCCCUGCCUCGACAGUGGCCUUUUAUCAAUCUGCAAAGGAGACUCACACAUCUUGACCCUGAUGUUGGACCCUUAGGCCACUUUGGAGCCUAAAAUCAGAAGUACUGUCUGUGAGUGUGUGAAUGUGUCUACAUGUGCCCACAUGCUAGAUGAGUAUGUGAAUGAGUGCACGUAUGUGGGGAGGGCAGGGUGCACAGGCUUGAAGAUUCUGAAGGAAGAGACAUGGCAGUGCACUUUGAGGGUGUUUGGCCCUGUUUCAAUCCAAUGCAGCCCUGAUUGGGGAAGAGCAGGAAGAAGAUCCCUUGUGUGCCCAAGUCUCAGGUCAGCCCGAGUCUUGGCUUACCUGCUGGCUCCAGCUCCACAGGCCACUCUGCUGAGAUGCCCUGCAAAUGUGUGCAGCCCUUCCUAGGACAGGGCCCCAUCCACUCCCAGCAUUUACUUUUGCUGCUGCUUUCUUUCCUUUUUUCUUUUUUUUUUAAUCUCCUUUCUUUCUCUCUCCCUUCCCUCCUUCCCUCCUUCCUUCCUUCCUUCCUUCCUUCCUUCCUUCCUUUUCUUUUUUUUUUUAACAAACACUUCUGUUUAAAAUGUAAUAAUCAGAAAAAUGUAAAAUAAAGCAUAAAAUAUAUUGCAUUUGGCAUUUUGUGUUUAUAAAGAUAUUAAUGCAACCAUGAGACUUGUGGUCUAUAAGUCACGAAAACCUCUGGCAUUUCUCUAGCGCAGUGUUUGUCAUACUCUAGUCUCCAGCUUAGAAGCAUCAAACAUCACCAGAGAACUUGUUAGAAAUGCUAAUUAUUAAUCUUCCCUCCCCCCAGGCCUGACAAAUCAGAAUGUCCUGAGGCAGAGCCCAGCAGUGUGGGGUUUAACCAGUCCUCAGGGGGUUCUGAUGUAUUCUUGGAAGAACCACUGCUCCAGAAUUCCAAAUUACUGCAAGCACUACAUAAUGCCUCGUGUGAAGGCCCACCACAGAACCUGUCUUACUGCACAUACAGCAAAAAAUUAUCUUUGUACCAUCCUAAUGUACAGACUAAUUAUACACAGAAUAUAAUGUAAAGUCCAUAGUUAAGUACUACACUUACUGGAAAAACAGGUGGGAAUAUAUAAUUAAUUCUGAAGGUGUAGAAAACUUUCAUAGAGAAAAAUAACAUAUUAGACAAAAACACAAAUUACACGUGUUUUCCAUUUCUUCCUUGAAUUCCUGUGAACCAAUACAACAUAUGUGGUCAAAGAGUAAUGGUAUAGGACUCAGAAAGUCCUUCCUCAACUUCCUAAUGGCAUACGUUGUGUGAGUUUUCUAUAAAGAACCAAAUUAUUCAAAAAUUUAUGAAACCCUUAUUAUGUUCUUCCCAUUAUUUUACAUAAGGUAUUUUCAGGAUAUGAAAAGAAACAAAAAGAAGCCUGUUUCUCAGAAGUGUAUAUCUACUUGAGCAGAUAAGACAUUUACAAGACUAAAACAGAGGAAGAUACAAAAUGAUGAAGAUAUAGUGACUUCAUUGCAAUUAACUAUUUUCAUGAAACAUCAGCGGUGUUAGAUUUAUAAAUAAGGCUUUUAGAAACUUUAAACAUAUAUAUACCUUUCUUGAUUUUAUAGAGGAAGGGAGAGAUAGAAACAUCAAUAGAGAAUCAUGCCCCCAUGGGGGACUAAGCCCACAACCCAGGCAUAUGCCCUUGGCCAGAACUGAAUCUGGGACCCUUCAGUCUACGGGGUAACGUCUGUCCUAUCCACUGAACCAAGCAAGCAUCUAAGGCUUAGAAACUGUAAUUCUGACUUUUUAUUGUCUGAAAGCAAUGUUUCCUUAAUACUUGCCAAUAUUAAUGUGUGUUUAGCUCACUAGAUGGCAUCUUUUCUCUUUCAGAAUCAGAAAUUUGAAAACCUAUUUUUAUUUGUUAAAUAAAGUUUAUCUUUGAAAAUAAAUGGGAAUGAAGCAAAUUUGUUUUUAGAAAGUUUCUUUUUUGUUUUAACUAAAACACCAGAACUUGUGCAUCCAAAUAUAUUGUCCUUGUAAGAAAUUAGCUUGA
Molecule: messenger RNA, 3750 nt
Organism: Pipistrellus kuhlii (Kuhl's pipistrelle)
Lineage: Eukaryota; Metazoa; Chordata; Mammalia; Chiroptera; Vespertilionidae
Gene: SLC41A3
Product: solute carrier family 41 member 3
Exons: 12
Coding region: 159-1643 (494 amino acids)
Biological process (GO): monoatomic cation transport
Cellular component (GO): plasma membrane
Molecular function (GO): monoatomic cation transmembrane transporter activity
Source: RefSeq, a predicted model, not a curated record